AUGCACCUAGACGUCGAGGUUGAGACGUCGUAUCCUAUUACCUUCACCAUCACGCGGGAUGCAGAUGAUCCCCAGAGACAACCAUGCAUUAUCCAUAGGGACCCUAUCGAGGAUGGGGUUGGCCAGCCGGGUAUAAUGCUGUUUCAGUGCACUUCUGAGAUUUCACACUACCUGCAUCCCGUUUCGGUCGACCCUGAUCAGUUACGAGCAAAGUCCCUUCAACCACAAGAGGUAUCGACGUUAGACCCGUGCUUCAAAGAAUUGGUUCCAGGUGCUAGCGUCUCCUGGGAGGUACCCCUGCCGGAUGUCUACUUCGAUUCUUUCCGACCAGGUCAGUUCUACAAUAUUCUCUGGGUAGGAGGGCAAAUCCCUCUGUGGGACUGGGGCACGUUAGCGGAGCACAGUAACGGCAAACUAAGCCCCAAGUCCCCUGCCCUGAUCCUUCCCGGCGGGCUCGUUAAGUCGCUAGGCAUUAUCGCCGAAGAAAGCGAUAUCGACGAGGAGGCCCCUUUGCCACCUUCACCGAAGCCUCGCCUGGCGUCUGCGAGGGUGAGUGGCGCUCCAAUUUUGAGCCUCAGCCUCGCAGGACCCCCUACACUAUCGUUCAAAGAUCGAACUUCUGCGGGUAGACUACGUUAUACCAUCACAGGCACACUGUCGUAUAACAUAGAUUCAGAUGCUAUGAAUGGCGAGCCAGUUACAUUUCAUACAUUCAGGUUCAGAGAGGUCGACCGCCGCGUGUGGGGAUUUAGGCUCUACUAUGGGGAAAAUAACCAAUGGUGUCCUUAUGAACCUAGUGACCCUUACAGGUACCGCGAGUACAGAUAUUCUAAUCCAGUGGCGAACAUUGUCGGCCGCAACGAUCAAAAUGCAUUUGCGGCCCUUAGACCUGGAGAGUCGUGGUCUUUUACACGGGAAGUGACUGAAUUCCCGGAGAAUGCAGCGCCCGGUGAUCAAUUUCGGUACGGAUUUAAAGGAGCACAGCUUGACUGGUGGGAUUGGGGACAUCUUCGAGAUCACGAAGACACUGUAGUCUGGAUCGAAGAGAUAGUAUGUAACCCGAGAUACAAUGGAGGACGACCGGUGCUUAUCGUGCCAGCUAGUAAUUGGGUGGAGUUCGCACUAGUUGAAUGA
Penicillium canariense is the source of this 1134-nucleotide messenger RNA. RefSeq lists its product as uncharacterized. The transcript has a single exon. The coding region runs from base 1 to 1134 and encodes 377 amino acids. The record is from RefSeq and is a predicted model, not a curated record. NCBI's taxonomy places the organism in Eukaryota, Fungi, Ascomycota, Eurotiomycetes, Eurotiales, Aspergillaceae.